ACGAUUUCUCCGCCGGCGUCGUGGUAUUCCCAUUCACAGUAAGUUCAAAGCGAUGGGGCUUGAGUGGGGUAAAGACGGAGUUGUACUGGCGGCGGGGAUGGGAAAACAAGGAACGCUGUAACUAAGGCCGUUUGUUUUACUUACUCGGGAUCCGCGAGACACGUCAGAACGGCCGUACCUCAUCAUCCGGAGCUUAAGCUGGCGUUGAUGUAAAAAGAUGAGCGACAUUGAUGAGCAAUUUUACUUGGAAGCAACACCUUUUGAGCUGUCUUGGAAUUAAAUUCUAGUGGAUAUACACAGGUUCAUACUAAGGAAAAUGGCUGCCUCUUCCUCAUCAUCUUCAGCUGGUGGAGUUAGCGGGAGCUCUGUGACUGGAUCUGGAUUCAGCGUCUCAGACCUUGCUACACCGCGGAAAGCUCUCUUUACCUACCCUAAAGGAGCUGGAGAAAUGUUAGAAGAUGGCUCAGAGCGAUUCCUUUGUGAAUCAGUUUUCAGCUAUCAAGUUGCAUCUACGUUAAAGCAAGUAAAACAUGAUCAGCAGGUUGCUCGAAUGGAAAAACUUGCUGGUUUAGUUGAAGAACUGGAGGCAGAUGAAUGGAGAUACAAGCCCAUAGAACAGCUUCUGGGAUUUACUUCUUCACUGGGUUGAAAACUUGUAGUCUGUUGAUGUGGGAAGAUAAAGCACCUGCAUAAGUCUCUUUUAAAAUAUUUGGUUGUUCUAUAUGGCACUCCCCCAGUGUAAUAAAAGAGCAAUCUAUUGCUGAUGUUUAUUUUACCAGAUGCAGUAAAAGGUGGAUCUUUUUAUAAAGAUUUAACAGCUUAUAAAAACUUUUCAGCAGCCUGGACAUCUUUUCCAGCAGCCUGCCAGCUUGUUGCAGGAGGGUGUGCUUUCUGUAACACAGGAGAUACAAUCAACUUUCAGAGAAUAACUUGUUUGCUUAAAGGGGAAUGGAUGGUUAUUUAAACUUCCAGCCCUUUACCCUGACCUUGGAGCUUACAUGCUGAAAGUUGUCUGGGUAAUUGGACCCAGUUGCUAUUCAAGUUAAACUCCUGGAGGGCAGAGUAAAAAAAGACAAGGCUUUGGCCUUAAGCUGCUACUUUGAAGAUGGAUGUGAUAAAACAGUAGGAUGGGCAGAAAAACGUUAACUGUUUCCUGUGCUUAGAUAUUCUAGUUUUUGUUGAGUGUUUUUUUUUUCACAUGUUCUUCUGUUAACUGUAAAAAUGUUGGCAAGUGACGGCAACUGCUGUUAAACAUAGAAUUUCUAAAAAGAAGCAUUGGUUGCCCUUUUCAUUUGUUCCAGUAUAUUUAACUCUCUGUUUGGCAAAUAAAUUAUUUUCAGCUACU
Molecule: messenger RNA, 1345 nt
Organism: Pogona vitticeps (central bearded dragon)
Lineage: Eukaryota; Metazoa; Chordata; Lepidosauria; Squamata; Agamidae
Gene: ANAPC16
Product: anaphase promoting complex subunit 16
Biological process (GO): protein ubiquitination
Cellular component (GO): cytosol; kinetochore; anaphase-promoting complex
Source: RefSeq, a predicted model, not a curated record